AUGAGAGUUUUUUGGGUUGUACUUUGUUACUUGCAUACUUUGGUCGAAAGAGUAAAUAUAAAAAUACAAUUUAUUAGUCUACUCCCAAAUAUAAAAAAUUAUCCUGCUACUUACUUUUUUGAUUAUUCAAAGAUAGAAUGGAAUAGAAAACUAGCUGAGGUAUCUACGUACACAGAUGAUAAUAUUGUAAAUACAUUAGGUACUAAUAUUAAAGAAGUAGAACAUCAAUAUAAUAGAGGUGAAAUAAAUAUCCCUGAAGGUGUAGUAGGGCAUGGAUAUGAAAGUGUAAGAGAAAUAUUUCCUGAAUUAGUUGAUGAAUUAGUUCUGUGGAAUUAUGAUAAAGAACUGAAAAAAGAAAAGGAAUUAUAUAAAACUACUUAUAAUGUAUUAAAAACAUUUGAGCAUGAAGUAAACGUAUAUAAUAAUGAUUCACUUCGAAGUAUGAACACAAUAUUACGUUCAUUAUAUAAAUCUAUAUCAUAUAAUGAUAUAAGGUUAUUACGAUUAAUCUGUGGAAACAAUAUGGACUUAAAUAUUAAUACUAAUGGACAAAUAAUGGUUAAUGGUAAAUCUGUUUCAGAUUAUUUAACUAACAUUUCUUUUGAAACUAAUAUAGAAUUUGUUCCAGAUGAUAUAAAAUCAAGUAUAAAUAAAAAAGUUACUCUAAACCAUGGAAAGUUAUUACAUUUAACUUCUGAACUUAUAAAAUUACAAAGAUAUAUUAAAUAUUUACAUUUGAUUGUUGUUAGAAUGCCUUUAGUUUAUUUUCGAAGUGCUAAUAACUUUUUACUUAUGUUUCAAAUUAAUGCAAUGUUAAUACUUGAAGAAAGACUAAAUAACGUAUUAUAUUUGAAUUAUUUAGAACAAUUAAGUUUAGGAAGAAAUUAUUAUACUCUUAAUAUUGAUACCUUGCUUUUUUUAAUUAAUGAUAUGCUUAGAAUAACAAAAUCGACUAUAGAUUCAGAAGUGCAUAGAUCUUUUGUGAAGUUAAAUAAAGCUCUUAAUGGUGAUUUGAAAUGUUUAUUAGCUAUAUUUUUAUAUAUAUUUAAUGAGGCAAUGUCAGAAAAUAAAAAAUCUAUGCAAACGUUAGAAGGAGAAACACAAGAUGAUAUAAAUAAUCAUCCUAUUUUAUUAAAUGUGAAUAAAAUAUUAUUAGAUGAACAAAACAACAUUAAACUAUUAAAAGACAAAUUUCAAAUGUAUGUAAAAAAUGUAUUUAAUUUUGAUAUUAAUGAACCUAGUAUAAGAAAUCUGCAACAAAAAUUAUAUGAAUUCAGAAAAACAGAAAUUAUGAAUCUAUUUUAUAUUACGGCUCAUCAAAUAAUUACAUUGAAACAAAUAACUAAAUAUAAAAAUUUUAUGGAAGAUUUAAAAAAAAAAGGACAACAACGUAGAUCGUUAUAUAGGAGAUUCAUUGAUAGAUUUAUGCUUCCACAAUAUUCUGGACUUUUAACAUUUCAUACAGAUGAAUAUGAUUUAUUCUUAAGUGAUUUUUUGCGUAUAAGAGAAGAAGGAAAUAUUCAUUUUAAUCUCUUAGGGGGAAAUAAAACCUUAAGAACCUUGUCAAAAUUAUGUCUUUUUGAAAUAAACAAAUUAAAAAUUAUUAAUAAAUUAUAUUUUGAAUUAAUGGAAGCAAUUGAUAUCUUACAUGAUGUCUCAAUAGAAGAUCGAAAUGAAAAAAUUUAUAGUAAAAAAAAAAUUAUAUUUUAUUUAUAUAUAAUUAAAAAAUUCAAUGACAGAUGGGUAUAG
Plasmodium adleri (nom. inval.) is the source of this 1749-nucleotide messenger RNA. Its product is annotated as fam-f protein. The record is from RefSeq and is a predicted model, not a curated record. Lineage: Eukaryota; Apicomplexa; Aconoidasida; Haemosporida; Plasmodiidae. The transcript has 3 exons. The coding region runs from base 1 to 1749 and encodes 582 amino acids.